AUCCCCAUUUCCUCUUCCUCCUCAAAACAGCCCAAAGAACAACCCCAGCAGCAGCAGAGGGAAAUCGUGGCGACGAAAAUGGACGAGGCCAACUCGUACGAGGAGCAGCGCCGGAGGCAGAUCGAGCAGAACAAGCGCAAGCUAGAUGAGCUGCGGGUGCACAGGCUCUCCGCCGCCGUCCGCCAGGCCGCCGCCAAGCCCAUGCCGGCCAAGCUGCUGAUGCCUCGGAAUCCGAGGCUGGACGCCCCGACCCGGCGGUCCGGCCGCAUCGCCAGCCUCCCCGAGCAGCCCGACUACCGCAUCAGGAAGGCGAACGGCGAUGUAAAGACCGUAUCGCCCGAUCCAGUUCCAGCGUACGCGACCGACGAAGAGAGAGCCUACGCAGUCGCCAGGGCCGAGCAGCUCAAGGCCCAGCUGGGAUCCGACUACCCAACCUUCAUCAAGCCCAUGUCCCACGGCACCUCCACUAAAUCGAGUAAGCUGUGCAUCCCGACGCACUUCGCCCAGUUUCUCCCCGUGCAUGAUGAGAUGAUGGUUCUGGUGGAUGAGGUGACUAAUAAAGAGUUUGCCAUGCUCUGCCGUGUCAAUUACAAACAUCAGAAGCGCUACCUUAUCGAGUGGAGAGCGUUUUCUGCUUACCACGAGCUGGCUGAUGGCGACUGCUUGGUGUUGCAGCUCAUAGAGAGGAGAAAAUUCAAGGUUUAUAUAGUUAGAGCGAGUUCUUACAACAACAAUGACCACUGAUGGUGCAGCAUAGAAGGUGUAGCAUAUUUUCAAUUGGAUGGGCAGCUGGGAACUUGCCUCGCUGUUUUUUUGGGGAAUUUCGAGGGUGACGGCUCUCAACCUAAGUAGACGAGCAUGCACAUUUGUUACUUUGGUCAAAGUUGUACCCAGGAUGAAACGCUUGGAUGAACCAUUUGCUUUGUUCUGUUGGAAAAACUGAGCCCUGUGGUUGUUGCUGUUGGUUAACAAACUUGUCCGGUUAGUAGUUGUUUU
This is a messenger RNA of Lolium perenne, 996 nucleotides long. Its product is annotated as B3 domain-containing protein Os06g0194400-like. NCBI's taxonomy places the organism in Eukaryota, Viridiplantae, Streptophyta, Magnoliopsida, Poales, Poaceae. Gene Ontology annotation, molecular function: DNA binding. The record is from RefSeq and is a predicted model, not a curated record.